Messenger RNA from Ilex paraguariensis (yerba mate), 2420 nucleotides. NCBI's taxonomy places the organism in Eukaryota, Viridiplantae, Streptophyta, Magnoliopsida, Aquifoliales, Aquifoliaceae. The record is from the annotation of a GenBank genome assembly.
ACGGUUUUAUCUGUUAAGACUGGGGAGACAGAAAUGAGUCUAAUCUCUCCUCCACCUUCUUCUUCCUCAAGACCACACUUCACUGUCUUCUCUCCUCAAAACCCUAAUCACUCCAAACUCCAUUUCAUAUUUCCCAUUAAAAUUCUUCAUUCUUCUUCUCUAUAUCAUCCUCCCUUACCACCCUUACACUGCUUCCAUGACUCCACAACACCAGUCCUCCAAGAAAAAACGCAAUCAACUGAAUCGCCCAAUGAAAAAGAGAAAAAAAAUGAUCAAAAUGGAUUUUACGUAGAGAUCAGAGAUACGAAAGAGUCUUUGGAAGAAUUACUGGUCGUCCGGCGACCGGUAAUGGAGUUACCGACAAAAAAAGAAGAAGACGGUGAUGAAAGUAGUAAUGAGACUGAGGAUGUUGAAGAUAAGAUGGCUUCAACAUCUCUAAUUGAUGUCGGCCUCUCAAAAUUUGCGGAGAAGAUGCCCAUAUUUGAGCCGGCAAGGGUCGAAUCGAGCUCUACGGAGAAGCCACUUACCGUCAAUUUGGACUUGGCUCUAUAUAGAGCGAAGAUUUUGGCAAGGAAUUAUCGAUAUGAAGACGCAGAGAAGAUACUUCAGAAGUGUAUAUAUAAUUGGCCGGACGAUGGGCGGCCGUACGUGGCAUUGGGGAAGAUAUUAAGUAAGCAAUUGAAAACAAAUGAAGCCAGAGCUGUAUAUGAGAAAGGCUGCCAGGCAACACAAGGUGAAAAUCCCUAUAUUUGGCAGUGCUGGGCUGUUCUGGAAAAUAAGAUAGGAAAUAUAAGGAAAGCUAGGGAGUUGUUUGAUGCUGCCACAGUUGCUGAUAAGAGACAUAUUGCAGCUUGGCAUGGAUGGGCAGUUUUGGAACUUAAACAGGGAAACAUUAAGAAGGCUAGGAAUCUUCUUGGCAGAGGUCUCAAGUAUGGUGGUGGAAAUGAGUAUAUAUACCAAACACUUGCAAUGCUUGAAUCUAAUGCAAAUCGGUUUGAGCAAGCCCGAUAUUUAUUCAGGAAGGCUACUAAUUGUAAUCCAAAAAGUUGUGCCAGUUGGCUCGCAUGGGCACAGCUAGAGGUGCAGAGGGAAAACAACCGUGCUGCUAGGCAGCUUUUUGAGAAAGCAGUCCAGGCUAGUCCCAAGAAUAGGUUUGCAUGGCACGUAUGGGGAGUCUUUGAAGCAAAUUUGGGAAAUAUAGAUCAAGGGAGAAAACUUCUGAAGAUAGGCCAUGAACUGAAUCCAAGGGAUCCUGUUCUCCUUCAAUCUCUCGGUUUAUUGGAAUACAAAUAUUCAACAGCAAAUCUUGCUCGAUUGUUGUUCAGGAGAGCAUCUGAAUUGGAUCCGAGGCACCAACCAGUGUGGCUUGCUUGGGGGUGGAUGGAAUGGAAAGAAGGAAACAUAGACACGGCCAGGGAACUAUACCAAAGAGCAUUGUCGAUUAAUUCUACAAGUGAAAGUGCUGCACGCUGCCUUCAGGCUUGGGGCGUUUUGGAACAGAGAAUUGGCAAUCCAUCAUUAGCUCGGAGAUUGUUUAGAUCAUCACUGGACAUCAAUUCUCAGAGCUACGUAACAUGGAUGACAUGGGCGUCUUUGGAGGAAGAUCAGGGGAAUACAGUGCGUGCUGAGGAAAUCCGUAACCUCUAUUUUCAGCAGCGUACGGAGGUUGUUGAUGAUGCGUCAUGGGUUAUGGGGUUCUUGGACAUCAUUGAUCCAACUGUUGAUAGCAUAAAGAGACUAUUCAACUUUGAUCAGAAUUGGAAGUCCAAAGCAAAUGUUUCUUCCAGUAAAACACUACUAGGAGCAAAUGGCGGUGGCAUCAAAGAAGACUCAGCCGCAUCAAGUAAUCAGAGAGAAAGUGCAAGCGGAUUUGAUUUAGAUGCUUUUAUUCGCGAAAAACUGUCUCUGGACCCUUCAAAAAUUGAUAUUCAGUUGGGAACAUCUCAGAAGCAACUUUCGAUGAAAUUAAAAUCAUCAAGUCGCGUAUGGCGAGCAAACAACAGAACUGUUGCAACACCCACAAAAGGUUAAUGUUUGAUCAUUGCUGCUUAGAACAAUAACUCAAGACCAAUAAACUUGCAAUGUGCUUGUCCCAUGGUUCAUGGGGAGCGAUUAGUAAGCUCUGAGUUUCAUCCCACAGAUGUACAUGAAUCCAGACUAAAGAAUCCCCGUGCACAUUCUUCUGCAGGUUAGAAUUUGCACAUCUUCCCACUCAGCUACUCAAGGAUAUUUUCCUAUACGACCAGCAUGUAAAAACAUCUACAAAAAGUUAAAAUUUUCAUCUUUGUAGUGUACUUAUAUUGAAUAGACUCCUGACUUGGAGAAAAGUUUCUUAUUUCAGAAUGCCCCUCACAUUUGUAUGUUUUUGGGUGCUGACUUGUUCCAUACUAAUAUGUGUGUGUUUGUGUGUGUGUGUGUGU